GCUCUCCCGAGCACUGACGAGGAGGAGGAUGUCUUGGUGGGGCAUGGAUGGAUAACAUGCAAACUCAAUUUUGGCGUAGAAUUGCGUCGUAGUCUCUGUCACGGUGAGAUGGGCACAGCGGCUUGCCCGCUGUUAGUUACAUCGGUCCGUAUAGUCCAAGAAACUGUCUUCCCUCGUUGUAGUUUGGAGAAGGACAAUGAUGAAGAUGGAAGAUAAAGAAUGCUCGCAACAGCAGACUGCACGGUUCAGCAGUGCCCAUUGAUAAUUUGUUGAUUGCAUACGGGCCAUAACACCUUGAGCUUAGCAUUACAUUAGCACUCGGGAAAUUCCGUCGAGCGUUGUUGGUCCCGGCCUUUGGGUCGAGUGGCCGGGAAGAAGUGGUAAGCGGAACAGGCACACAGUCAUGCGUGAAGUCACGUCUUUCUUUAAUACACGUGAGGACGAUACGAGCAGUAAGUGCAAGCAUUCAGCUAACUGCAAGCAGCCCUCAGAAUUUCCGCUGAGAGAAACGUGCAUAAUCGCAUCACUUCAAUGUAGAAAACUCUUCAUCGCCUAAAUGUACAUACCUAACGUUCUCCUGUCCAUGGAAAUGGAAACUCUCCUGCAAAUUCCUUAUCGCACUCCGGGGCGAGGUGCAUUUGUUUCCUAGAAAACACGAAAAGCUUAAGUCACAGCUGCAGAAUUCGUGUGGCCAAAUUGCCGUCUUGCUUCAGCGACUGAUCUUGGCAGAAAAGCAGAACAGUGCAUUUCGACUUUCGUUGGGGUCGAUGAUCUCUGCACUUCUCGUGGGGGAUGGAUGACACAUCACGCUCUUCUCUUACGACAUAUUUCCAUAGUCAAGCUCAAAAUCAUUAUUUCAUUGUUUGAUCUUAUUCCAUGGACAGGAGAAUGUCAGGUAUGUACAUUUCGGCGAGACUUCUUCUCAGGGUGGGGUAAUGUCCCCGUGCUUGAGUGAACCUCCCAUCAAUUGCUGACCAACCACGUAGCGAGAGGUCUUCUGGGGCACCCGUCUGUCUGUUACACGAGGACAUUCGGCGCCUCUCGCCAGCGUCGAACCUACUAUGACUGUACGCAGGCUUUGGGUCCAGCUGCAAAUACAGUACUGUACUGUCCUACCACGCUCGUGUACUUUUCCAGAGAACCACGUAGUUUCAAAGGACUAACCAGCAAGAGCAUAUUCAAUAAUUCUUCGAGUGGCUUUUCCUGUGGUGCAGAGUUCUCCUCUACCGUUGGAAUUAGUCAAAGUUUCUUCCUGAAUUGAGCCCGCAAUUCUUUCCGGGUUUCGUAGUAUAUAUGUUAUCAAGAGAAUGAAUCGGCACAUGCCUCGUCGCAAUGGAGAGGCCACUUUCUGCUUCAGCUUGACGUGCGAAGGUGGCAAAAACAUGGGUUCUAACCCGAGGAGAUGUGGUCAUGCCUCAACUUCUCGGUUCCCAACAAGUAACCACUCCAAACUGUGCUGUCACUCUAAUCACCACUGUAGUCGUAGACUAGUGAGUAGUUAUCCAACUUUAAUAAUUAUUAGGCCAUAUCACGAUAGGUCGGUGAAACUGGAGGAGGAAAAUAGAACAUUUCUAUGGAAAGCCAACCUAAUCGGAUGGUUUAUACUGUAGCCAGUUAUGGUCACCACCGUUAGCAGCAUCUUGGAAAUUUAUGUCAUUUCAAUUUUCCCGUCAAUUACUUUAUGGCUGCACUUUCUAGCAGAAUAUUUAAAAAAUGCGGCUAUGUGCAAAUCCAAAUUCAGCCGCCAAUUUAAACAAC
Molecule: messenger RNA, 1758 nt
Organism: Marchantia polymorpha subsp. ruderalis
Lineage: Eukaryota; Viridiplantae; Streptophyta; Marchantiopsida; Marchantiales; Marchantiaceae
Source: the annotation of a GenBank genome assembly